Molecule: messenger RNA, 663 nt
Organism: Parnassius apollo (apollo)
Lineage: Eukaryota; Metazoa; Arthropoda; Insecta; Lepidoptera; Papilionidae
Source: the annotation of a GenBank genome assembly
AUGAACAUAAGAAUCAUGCGUAAAAACUUUGAUAAUUUCCUAGUAACCCUAAAAAGGUUGGAUCUUGAUUUCGACGCUAUUGUCUUCAGCGAGUGCUGGCUUAAUGAGGCAGGAGGAGUCGUUAUCUACAUAAGAGAUAAGUGGUCAGCCAACUUUUCCGAGCUGAACGUUGAAGAGCGUAAUUGUAUUCUCGCAGAAGUUGCAAAUAACUUCUCAGUAGUAGCCGCUUACAGAUCACCUGGUUACACCAACUCAGAAACAUUUAUUCGCUCUCUUGACGCUUACUUAAAAACGGUAAGUCCCACUUCUUGUCUUAUUUUUGCUGGAGACACAAACAUUAAUAUUAUUGGGUCCGCAGCUGAGAAAAACUUGCACACGAAGUACUUAGAUGUAUUAGCAGAGUACGGACUUUUUCCAGCUAUAACCAAACCAACUCGGGUCAAAACCCGCAUAGAUCACAUUUUUGUACCCUUAAAAUCUAAUGCGGAGUCCGUAGUCUAUCUCAAUGCUGCCACUGACCAUGAUAUCACUAUGGCAGGCAUAAUGUUAAAGACACACAAACCAAAACCUAUUCGAUCAAGAGUAAUAGUUGACACAGACUCAAUAAGAUCAGAGCUGGAAGGAACGGACUGGUCAACAGUAACAAAACUGCAGCUCUCUUGA